AUGGUCUCAAAUCAGCACCAGCGCUACUCUAGGGCGAUGAUGACAUGGGGCAUCGGCUACGGGUUCUUUCGACCACCCUCCGAUGUCUACGACCAAGCGCGGCCUGGAGUGUGCGGCUACAUCGAUCACAGCGGAAAUUGGAGAAAGAUUGUGGACCUAAAUAGUCCGGAUGAAUUGAGCGCGGCCAAUUUAACAAGCUUCUCUGAAGCUGUGCGCCUCCAGCGGCCUUCUUUCCACACUUGGGGGCCCAAGUACACGGACACUGUCAGUGAAACCACUGUCGGUGUCGAUGCAGGCGUGGCGGCUGGUAUUCCUAUUGAGUGCUCUGCCAUCUACAGUUAUAGUACCAGGUCUGAUUUCGCAGCACUUCUGCUCUGCGGUGACAAUGUGCGGCAGACGGCGUAUCCUCACUACGAUCCGUUCCGAAGAUGGGCCAAGGCCAAUGCAAAGCGCAUCUUGCAGAGGCAUGGAGAUGUCGCCACGCAUGGCCUCUACGUGAUGACCAGCACUUGGUCUGCCCGGGACGUCUACAUGAAGGCCUGGACAAACAUGGAUAACAAGGUGACGAUUGGAGUCAAUUGGAGUGUUCCAGAAGCUGGCGGCGCGGCCGCGUCCGUCGAGUAUCAUCGCGGAGGCUCGACUGGGGGCUGGGAGCACCCGACCAUUGAUGGCCGCGAGCGGAAGGUUCUGUUCUUUGGCGGCGUGUACUUGAGAUAUUGCCGCCUGCUUCGACAUUUUUAUGAAGCCGACCAGCCAACCUGGCCAGGCUAUUUGGGUGACGGCGACGGAGGGAAAUUCUUUGUUGAGACGGACGACGGUGCUUUUGAAGUAGAGUGUUCGAUUAUUUAG
Cordyceps militaris CM01 is the source of this 849-nucleotide messenger RNA. RefSeq lists its product as uncharacterized. Bases 1 to 849 code for a protein of 282 amino acids. NCBI's taxonomy places the organism in Eukaryota, Fungi, Ascomycota, Sordariomycetes, Hypocreales, Cordycipitaceae. The record is from RefSeq and is a predicted model, not a curated record. The transcript is spliced from 3 exons.